Molecule: messenger RNA, 1750 nt
Organism: Achroia grisella
Lineage: Eukaryota; Metazoa; Arthropoda; Insecta; Lepidoptera; Pyralidae
Gene: Arpc1
Product: actin-related protein 2/3 complex subunit 1A-B
Exons: 4
Coding region: 155-1276 (373 amino acids)
Biological process (GO): Arp2/3 complex-mediated actin nucleation
Cellular component (GO): actin cytoskeleton; Arp2/3 protein complex
Molecular function (GO): actin filament binding
Source: RefSeq, a predicted model, not a curated record
UCAGUAUCAGAAUUGUCAAUUUGGUGAAAACAUUCCUAAGAUUCGCGUCGACUGACCAGAGUCCGCGAAAUCCAUGUAAAUAGAUCACAGUUGGUAUUGAUAAGCCGGGUGUGUCCUAUAUAAGAAAAGGAAACGGAGAGAAAGGACAGAAAAAAUGUCACAAACGCUAACUUUUGGUGACUCAUGUGGCCCUAUCACUUGUCAUGCUUGGAACAAGGAUAGAACGCAAAUUGCAUUUUCACCCAACAACAAUGAAGUGCAUAUCUAUGAAAAGGAAGGGAAUGAUUGGAAGCAAACAAACAACCUAGUCGAACAUGACUUAAGAGUAAUGGGAAUUGAUUGGGCACCAAACACCAAUCGGAUUGUGACAUGCUCUGUGGAUAGAAAUGCUUACGUGUGGACCCAAGGACCAGAUGGGAAGUGGUCAACGACCCUUGUGCUGUUACGUAUAAACCGUGCUGCUACAUGUGUGAAAUGGUCACCCAUGGAAAAUAAGUUUGCUGUUGGCUCCGGAGCAAGACUUAUAUCAAUUUGCUAUUUUGAGAAAGAGAAUAACUGGUGGGUUUCUAAGCAUAUCAAGAAGCCUAUACGUUCAACUGUCACCUCUCUAGAUUGGCAUCCCAACAACAUGUUGUUAGUAGCUGGUUCAGCUGAUUUUAAAGUGCGUGUUUUCUCGGCGUACAUCAAAGAUAUUGAAGACCAGCCUGGACCAAACGUUUGGGGCUCUAAACUGCCACUAGGCCAAUUAUUGGCCGAAUUCCCAAAUUCGCAAUCAGGAGGUGGUUGGGUGCACAGUGUUUCUUUCUCUGCGGAUGGAAAUAAAGUUGCAUGGGUGGGACAUGACAGCUCUAUUAAUGUAGCUGAUGCUACACAGGGCAAAGCUGUCAUUAAACUGAAGACUGAAUAUCUGCCAUUUUUGGGUUGCAAUUGGAUUACAAACAAUGAAAUUGUUGUGGCAGGGCAUAGCUGCAUUCCAUUAUUGUACUCUUAUAACGAGAAUGAAGUUAAGUUUGUUGCUAAAUUAGACAACACUCAAAGGAAGGAGUCUGGAGGACUGUCUGCUAUGAAGAAGUUUCAGUCGCUCGAUCGCCAGGCUCGCAUCGAAACUAAUGAUACUCUCUUGGACUCCAUUCACCAGAAUGCUAUCACUCAUAUCAGUCUGUAUAAAGGAACGAAGGCUAAUACUGAAAAAUUCAGUACUUCUGGCUUGGAUGGACAGCUAGUCAUUUGGGAUAUUGACUCUUUGGAGAGGAAAUUGGAAGGGCUCAAGAUAUAAUAAAAGGGCUCCAGUUAAAUUAAUAAUUUUAUUUAAGGAUAAUAUAAUUGGUUUGCGUGCGAGUUCUGAAUUCACUCUUUUUUUAUAUAGACGUAUUAACAGAAAAACGAAAAGCUGUGGAAAUGAUAACAUUGCAAUCACAGUCUGAUCAGUCUAGCUAGAAAUUAAACAAGCAAACACCUGUCGUAUGAGUGAUUUCAGCUCCUCAAAUAGUAAAACCUCUCAAAUAUACAGAAUAAACUAUAAUUUAUAGAAAUAACAUCUAUGUUUUUAAUUAUUAUACAAUUAUAAAUUUUAACUGAUUGUAAUAAAAGUAAAUAAGUUAUAUAAAUUAAAUAUACUACUACAGCCUAUAUAUAAUUAUAGAUCACUUUUAAUACUACUGAAGUACUGAUUGCUGUCAAUAUAACAUUAAAAUUUAAGGAAUCAACGAAUGUAUUUUUAUUUUUAACGUUAACAUUCAAGUCAUAUCUU